Molecule: messenger RNA, 2007 nt
Organism: Nasonia vitripennis (jewel wasp)
Lineage: Eukaryota; Metazoa; Arthropoda; Insecta; Hymenoptera; Pteromalidae
Exons: 12
Coding region: 1-1746 (581 amino acids)
Source: RefSeq, a predicted model, not a curated record
AUGUAUCUGAUGGCGGUCCUUAAUGUAUCAUUUGCAGAUGAUGCAGACAUAACUAAAUUGAUAUCAGAUGAAUCUGAUGAAUCAAUCAAUGAGUGCCCGAGCCCGAGCACAAGCAGUCUAAAUAAAAAAGAUGACGAUUCUGGUUAUUUUAGUAACGAGAAUUCGUCGGAAAUCGAUAAUUAUUUCUUCCUAGAAGGAAAUGACAUUCAGAGCAACGGUGAUGCUGAUGCCGAUUGUGUAAGUCAUUCUCACAUCGAUCCCGAUGCACUCACUGUCUUGGAAGUCGAACCCCGAUCAACUAAAGAAGUUAUCAGUUUUCAAGCAGAUAAUACUAAUAGUCAACUCGAUGGAUUCAUCAUCAUUGCGGAAACUAAUGAAUCGGCAUUUGUUUCAAACGUUACCCUCGCACUCAACAAAGAGAAUUUAUUUAUAACACCAGUAAAGAACGACUCUAUUUUAUUUUUAGAAGGUCAAUGCAAAGAAGUUACGAAAGUUACGUCGCCCGAAAAGGAUUUCAUAGCGCGAGUUCAAAGUAAAACUAGUGAAAGCAAUAAAACGCCCAAUGUUUUGCAGUGCAAUGGAUUUAAAGAUAGUGUUGCGGUGCCUUCUGACACAAUAUCGAUCGAUCUUGGCGAAUCGUCGAUCUCGAAAGUUGCUCUUACAUCGAACGAAGAUCAUUUAAUUUUGGAAGCAGUAUAUACAAUUAGUGAUGGUUCUGAUGAAUCUUUAAAUAUUAGUGCAAAUUCUCCCAACAUCUAUUUCAACGACUCUGUGAUCUCAGAUGUCAUUCACGAAUUUAAAAAAGGCGAUCUUGACGAGGAAGAGAGAAACCUCGAUGAAUUCGUGAAGAUCAUUGUUGAAAAUCCUUUCGAUGAUAGUUUACCCAUCGAUCUCAACGAAAUUAUUCCCUUAGAAGUAUCUCUCACUUCGAACGACAGAGAUUUAGUUACGCAAGUGGAAAAUAAAAUUGAUAGUAGUGAAAAAAGUUACUCGCAAGUAGAAUCUCUCAAUGCUGGCGAAAAUCUUCCCGAUAAUAAUCCACCCAUCAAAGAAUCAACUUGCUCGGAUGUCGCUCCCGCGCUAAUGAAAGAGACUGAAAAUGAAAUUGAUUAUAAACUCAAUCAAGGAAGCGAUAUCGAUGCGAAAUCUGCAGAAGUAGAUUUAUGCACUACCGAUUCUGAUACUUCGACUCCUGCCUCAGGAAUAAUCGAGUCUAAAAAUGACAUCCCGAGUACUGACGUUGCCGAUUCUGCCAGUAAAAAACUUCCAUCUCAAAAUGAACUAAAAAACUACACACAAUACGUCAAAAUUUACUGUACAGAAUGUGGCGAGAGCCCUUGGAACGUUAAGUAUGACAAGACGAAUCCAAACUGUGAGACCUGCGAAAAGAAGACACUGCUUAAUUGCUUCAGAUGUGAUAAAAAAUACACAAAGUACGCAGGUAUACUAGACCACCUUAGAUACAGAUGUGUUCCCAUCGACACGUUGUAUCAAUGUUCGGAUUGCGAUUAUAACACGAGGGUGAAGAGCGCCUACAAGAAGCACGUAUUAACGCACAAAACGUCGGAGAACAUCCAGUGCACGUGGUGUGCCUUUCGAGUGUUCUGGUUGGGGUCGAGAUUACAGAUAACAGAGAAAGCGUGCAGAAUGCGAAGUGUCCGAAUUGUAAUAAGACGUUCCAAAGCGAGGCAACUCUACGAAGACACAAAAAACACAUUUGUUGUCAAAACAAAGAGAGUCAAGUAGAAUGCCAGAAUUGCGGUAAAUGGUAUAAAACCGAAACACUUCUUCGAAAAUAUCAGAAAUACUAUUGCACGACUGAUGGACAGAUUCGCAGAGUCAACUGUCUGGAUUGUGGUAAGGAGUUGAGCAACGAAACGCGUCUCUGAAAACAUCGUAAAUUAUGUUAUAACGACGCUUUAAAUACCUUACAUACAGAAGAUCUUUUUCCAUGAAUCAUCUCAUCUCAGUUAUUUAUUAUCAUAUUAAAUCAAUAUUAACAUUUUA